AUGCCGAGAUCCAGUCACAGUCGGCACGCUCAGCUGUCGCGUCAGUUUGAACGGCGCGUCGGCGCACGGAGCGGCCACGCGCGCGCAAAGGUGGCGACCCGAGAAAUAGCCAGCCGUCCGCCACUCGGUGAAGCCGGUUUGGCGGAUAACUCGGCUCUUCCGAUGGAUCCGGCGAAGGAACCCUCGAUGCCGGGCGAUGGGGACGCCGCGACAGCCGACGACAAGGAAAACGGUGCGUCGAUGGGGCCUGCCGGCGCUAAAUCAACCGCGAUGGAUACGGCGGGAGCUCAAUCCGCGGGCGCGGAGGGUGGCGCGCCUGCCGCCGACGGUGACGCUCCCCAGGCGGAAGACGGAGAUGACGAGGAAGACGAGGAGUCCGAGGAGGAGUCCGAGGAGGAAGAGGACGACGGCAUGACCGAGUACGAGCGACAGCGUCAACGUAACAUUCAGCGCAACCGCGAGCUGAUGAUGCAGCUCAGCCUGAAGAAGAUGGCCGACAACAUCAAACCCGACGAGGAGGAAAACGCUGCCAAAAAGCGAGGACCGAAGAAGGGUUGGAAAAAGAACCGCGGCCCGGUGGCGCCUUCUCGAGGAUCGAGCCGCAUUCAGCGCCUCCAGGAGGAGCGCAAGCACACCGCUUGGAAGGAUCUUCGCGUGGACAAGCCCCUCAAGACCCACCCCAACUGCUACGUUGAGCUCGCCCCGCAGUGCCUUGGCAUCGCCGACAACGAGAGGCGCGUCGACGGUUCCGACGGAAUCAUGAUCCCCGGCGGCUACUUCGCCGAGGGGGAGUUCAUGUCCGAGACGCUCUACUGCUGGACGGACAUGUUGGGUAAGCACUUCGUGGCGUGGGGCGAGGCUGAGGGCGAUCGCCAGAGGCACGUGGAGACCGAGGAUGGGGGUUCCGAUACCGCCGCGGGAGCCGCGCUUUGUAUCCUGCGCGAGUUGCAGAGGCGCAAGCUCGAGCUCUUUGGCGCCAUUCCCGGACGUGGGGUCUCGGAGCCUACGAACAUUCGCAUGAGAAUCGAUGAUUUGCCCACGCUCUACAGAGAGCCGGAGAAAAUGCCGGCGGUGCUCAAGCCCCUUUUGGAGGCGGCGUCCCGGCCCGUGCUUCCUCCUAAGAGGAAGCCGGGGAGGCCGCCAAAGGAGAAGAAGGAGAAGCUGGCAAAGACUCCCAAGACUCCCAAGACUUCCAAGUCCGUGUACGGCGCAGCGAAGUUCGCCGAUGUCCCCGACGCUCCGGAGUGUCACAACUGCGGAGUCAAGAGGGAGCAGACGCAGAAGAUGAGGUUCGGUCCCUCAGGCGCGAAGACGCUGUGCAACGCCUGUGGCUUGUACUGGGCGACCCAGGGAAGGAACAGACCCAACGGCGUGUUCAAGGACGACUACGAGCGUAAGGUGCCGGAGGGGCAGGUUCCAGCCGUCGCUUACACCAGAGGAUUUCGCCCUGACACCAUCAGCAGAGCUUACAAUACAGUAGCUGUCGGCAAUCUGGAUGAGAAGAAAUCCCCGAUCGACUCAGCUGAGAAGAAGGAGCCAGAGGAGGGAACGGUGGUGGCGAUGCCGGAUUCUGCUGAGAAGAAGGAGGAGGAUGGCGAAGACGUCGCGGAUGUUGUUGAUGAUGACGACGACGAUGAUGACGAGCCCCUUAUGGAUAUUGCCAGGAAAGUGGAUGAGGACGAAGAAGAUGAUGAUGAGGACGUUGAUGAUGAGGAAGAGGAGGAGGCAGGGGCUGAGCAACAGACCGAGCCCACUGCCGCUUCGACCCCUGCGAAAGACCUCGGGCGAGGCUCUUUCUUCCAGAACAUGGUGAAGAUGGCCUCCGUGGGCAUCGUGACUCCGGCCAUGAUCGGCGCUGACGAUUUUCCCGCUAUCCUUCCCGUCGGAUUCCCGGCUCCUCGCUGGGCGCCCCACCUCACCCAUCCACUCCCUCCCCUGCUCGGCAUGACUGAGGACUCUGCGUAUGAGGUCAAGACCGAUCCCCAGAACUCCAAGCUGGCCAAGGCAAUCGCCGUCAUCGCCGAGUCGGAUCCCAUCAAGGAUGCACAGGGAGAUAAGCUAAAGGAUUAUCCUGAUUUUGCGUGGUACGCAGUGCGAACCUGCGCGGCGGCCCUUUCCGGUUGGGGUGCCACCGUCGCCGGUGUCGGACCCACGGGACCCUGUGUCUUUCCCACCCGUUUCACUCCGACUAGCAUGGCGCCGACCCCGCGCGUCUACGUGGAGCGCGAUGUGGACGGUCUCACCUUGUUUGGGUACGCGGAACCAGAGGUGCAGCAGGCGCUGGAGGGUCAGAUGGAGAAGUACGAGCAGAAGGCUGAGGUGGAGGGCCCAGAGUCUGAGGAGGCUGAACGCAAGGUGGAUCUCAACGAGGCUCUCGCAUUCCUUGACACGCACGUGAAACGGGCCAUGAAGGUGCUUCAAAAUGCCGACAAUCGUGCCGACAGGGACGCCAAGUACGAGCGAGCCGCGCCGCGAGUCGCGAUGGCGUCUGAGGCUAAGAUCUUGUGCCCACCCCUGCCCAACGCCGACAAGUCUAAGAAAACAAAGGGUAAGGGAGGUGCCGGCGUCUCAGGGGCCUCCGCCGGCGAUGACAGCGAACAGGCUGGAUUCCUCACAGAGGAGGCAGUGCGAGCUCUCCCGGGACAGGAAGAGGUGCCGGAGCCGAUCUCUGUCGUCUGCGGAACCGCCACCGAGGGUGUGUUGCUCCCGUAUUGUCGACCUCGCGAGGAGAAGAUCCAGAUCAAUGACAGUGAGGAAACAAUCGUCACCCCCGCCGUGUACGAGCGCAUGGGUGGGAUGGGCGCAUCCAAGAAAUGGCGCAAGUCUAUCCGCCUGGCCAACAACACGGACAAACACCUGGGUAACCACUUGGCUGAGUUGGGUGCGGUCAAGGGCGAGAGCGUAGUCGGUCGCCGCAUUGCCAUCUACUGGGUCGAUGACAAAUCUUUCUAUCUCGGCGUGGUUGAUAGUUUCACCCCUCAGACUGGUGAACACGGCAUCAAAUACGACGACGGAGAGAUCGAGGAUCUGUUCCUGCCGAUGCAGCGCAUCAAGUGGCUCUCGCAGGAUGUCGGCCCAGCGGGCUUUGGCCAACUGAAGGGAGACGCUCCAGCGGCUGCGGAGAAGACACAGGAGCAGCUGGCGCACGAGUCCAUCAUGGCGGCUGCAAAAGCCAAAGAGGAGGAGGCGGCGGCGGCUGAGGCGAGGCGAAUCGAAGAGGAAGCGAAGGGCAUCCUGAGCCCCGAAGGCCGAAACCGCAUGACCCUGGGCGCUUUCGACGUCUGGGUCAAUCGCCCCUUGCAGUGGCGCAUGAAGAACUCGGAGCGCCGCAAGUGCUUCGAGAUUCUCCAGAUUCUGCGUUCAGUCCCGGACCCAGAUGACGACCCGGACGACGAGGAUGAGCCCCCGCGGCUACUCAUCGAACCCUUCGACACGCUUCCAACCCCGCGCGAACUGCCGGACUACUACGAGAUCAUCAGGUGCCCGAUGGACUGCCGCUGUAUUGAACGUGUCCUGAAGAGGCCCGCCGAACGCUCGUUUGCCUCCCCGUGGAUGUUCGCGGUUGCGGUUGAGCUGAUGCUUACCAACGCGCAAAUUUACAACGACGAAGACUCGCAGAUUCACGAGGAAGCCGGCAUCAUCCGUAGGGCUUUCGUGAAGGCCAUGGAGGAGCGGUUCCCCAACCAGCCUUUGCCGAGGCCGUUCAAGAUCUAUGAGACGGUCGAUGAGCCGAUGUGGAUGCGGCCGUGGGGCUGGACGGCGCCGCAGCCGGAAGAUGUCGCGGACGAGGCUGAUCCGUUUGGACCGCUCGAUUGGGAGCAGGAGGCGAAGGACGAGGACGAGGAGCGUGCGCUGGCUCGUGCCAUGAAGGCGGGCGCCGCCAUGUACGGAGGUGCGCCGGUGGUCAUCGCCAAACCCAAGGGCAGGCCCCCGGGUCGUCCGAGGAAAGAGGAUCCCGGAGCGUAUGCGCGAGACGAUACCAACUACGAUCCCAAGAGCAGACACGGUGUCAGCGCCGCCUCGCGUGGUAACAAGCGCAAACAGACGGACCUCAACCUCGGACCCGCCGCGACCGCCGCCAAGGAUGCACUCGAUGAGGCUGCCGAGGCGCUCACCCUUGACGAGCUCGUGGAGGCGGCGGAGUCGGCAAAGGCCCCCGAGCUGGCCGGCGCGCGCCGGCCGGGAUCUACCAUGCUUUCCAUCCUUCGACAGCACCCGGACAUCUUCGUCGAGUCUCUUACCGGAAAUGGCGCCGUGUUUAGCAUCAACGAGCGUCUCGUUGAAUACUCGGACGACGACGAGCCCGCGGGUCCGGCACGCAAGCCGACCACCCGGGCCAAGCCCAAGAAAUCCUACGCCGACCCGGAUGAGGACGACUUUGACGACCACGACGCCGCAUCCCCCGAUCACCACGGCGGCAAACGUAAGCGCGAGGAGCCCCACUACGAUGGACUGUCGCCGCAACAGACUGAGGCGUGCAAAAACAUCCUCAAGAAGGUCAAGGAGUUGAAGGAUCGCGACGGUCGCCAGGUGGCGGAGUUGUUCAUCCUCCUGCCCACACGGAAGCAGCUCCCAGACUACUACAAGCAGAUCGCUCAUCCCAUCGACUUUGACUCAAUCGGCAAGUGCCUCAACAAGCAGGGCGGGUACCAGACGGUGUGGAAGUUCCUCCUCGCGUGCGAACUCAUGCUGAGCAACGCGCAGGUGUACAACGAAGAGCACAGCGAACUCUGGGAGGAUGCGGCUACCCUGCGCAAGGCGUUCAUCGCCGAGCUCAAGAAGGUGUACCCGGGCCACCCUUACCCGAAGCCCAUGUCCGUGUACGACGAGGAGGAGUGUCAAGAGCCUGAGUGGAACCGUCCCGAGAAGAAAUCGGGCGGUAUGAAGGUCGUGGUCAAGGCUGGCGGUGGCGGGGCAGCUGCGCAGGGUCUCAAGGUUAAGAUGCACAAUGCGGGGAAAGGCGACGCGCUCAAGGUCACAAUGCACAAGGCGACUGACGAGCCCGACCCGAUGCCCGCCUUCGAAGACUGCGGAAAGUGCGCCACCUGCACGAUGGCGCGCAAGAGCCGCGCGCACAGGUGUCUGGAAGUGCAGAUGAAGGAGCAGUUGCACCUCGGGCACGAGGGUGCGAAGGUUGCCGCGAAGGGUGCGGGGGCGAAAGGCAUGAAACUCGAAAUCUACUGGCCCGGAGAUGAUUCCUUCUACUCUGGGCAGGUUGUCGGCUUCGACGCGGUCAAGCUGGAGCACAAGAUCAAGUACGACGCCGAGGGCGAGGAGGAGCAUAUCGCACUCUGGGGCCCGGAGGAGGUGGUCAAGGUGAAGUCGUCCAGACGUUAACACACGACGACGUUAACGUGCGUCCUCUCUUAUUAGAGCGAAUAAUAAGUCUAACUUAACACACAGCUCGUUUCCUUGUUGCCAGCGGCUGCAUAUGCUCAGCUCUUCCGUCGCUUGUCACUGGCAGCGGCGCGCAAAUCGGAUAUCCUGUGAAUCGUGGUCUCCUCUCCCUCCUCAGCCGCUCGCUUAGCUCCCGGGUUGAAGAACUGAGCGAUGGUAGCCUUCUUUGCCUGGGUCCCGGUUCCAGGCUGUGACGCUCCCCCGCCGCCGGAUCCGCGGAGCUUAUCGAACGCGCUGGUCGAGGGACCCUUGGCCACCGCGGCGUACGUCUUGACAGCCUGUUUCAUCUCCAUCGGGUUCUCCUUCGCCCGCUGCUGCUGCUUCGCAAACAGGUUGGCGAGGGCUCCCACGGGGUUCUUCUUGGCGGGCGCCGAUCGAGCAAACAUGUUUUUGGCCGGUGCGCCCGCGGGGGCGAGCGUCGAGCGGCGGUCCACCGCGGUCCGCUGCGUCGAUUCGACCGGCUCGAAACCCCAUGGCGACGUAUCCGCAUUCUCAUCCGCGACGGGGGUCUCGUGCCCCGUCGGGGCCUCGGACUGACCGGUGUCCGGUGCCACCGCGUACGGUGUCGGCACCCACGAAGAUCCACCCGCGCUGCCCCCGCCCGCCUGCCUCGCACCGGGCCUCGGCGUCCAGUCUU
Molecule: messenger RNA, 6034 nt
Organism: Micromonas commoda
Lineage: Eukaryota; Viridiplantae; Chlorophyta; Mamiellophyceae; Mamiellales; Mamiellaceae
Product: bromodomain-containing protein
Exons: 1
Coding region: 1-5337 (1778 amino acids)
Biological process (GO): chromatin remodeling; regulation of DNA-templated transcription
Cellular component (GO): RSC-type complex
Molecular function (GO): zinc ion binding; protein binding; sequence-specific DNA binding
Source: RefSeq, a predicted model, not a curated record